Phoenix dactylifera (date palm) is the source of this 1952-nucleotide messenger RNA. RefSeq lists its product as uncharacterized. The record is from RefSeq and is a predicted model, not a curated record. NCBI's taxonomy places the organism in Eukaryota, Viridiplantae, Streptophyta, Magnoliopsida, Arecales, Arecaceae.
CGAGGGGUCCUGGUCUCUCCUGCGUGGCGCGGUGGUAUCCUCCUUCGGGCAAACGUACUCUCGCCUUCUCAAACAACAGCUUAUAUAAGAGCCCAGGGAGAGAGUAAUCCAUCGGAUCGCUCCUCAAUUUGCGUGUGUGUACAAAAAAAUUCGACUCCUCGUCGCGUGCUCUCCCUUGUUCUCCGCCGCUGUCUCCGAUCCCAAUUUCCCUUUCCCCACCUAAAUAAAUCAUUCAUCCAAGAUCCAAUCUGAUCUAGUGAGAGAGAGAGCGAUGGCGAGAGGAAGCAGCGGCCGGGGAGGGGGAGCGGAGGAGGCCCUGCUGGCGCCGGCGACGGCGGCGAAGACGUGGUACGGGCGGUGCCUGUCGUACCGAGGGGACGAGCUGGGGGGUUUCCGGUCGUGCCUGCGGUGGAUGUGCAUGGACCAGUCGGACCGCUGCCACGGCCUCAUGUCGUGGUCCCUCUUCUUCGUCCUCUCCCUCGCCGUCCCCAUCGUCUCCCACUUCGUCCUCUCCUACAACCCCCACCGUCGCCCCUACGACCUCGCCGUCCAGCUUUCCCUCACCGCCGCCUCCGCCCUCUCCUUCCUCUGCCUCUCCGCCGUCACCCGCCGCUACGGCCUCCACCGCUUCCUCUUCCUCGACAAGCUCCGCGACGAGACCGAGCACGUCCGCCUCGGCUACACCGCCCAUCUCGACCGCUCCUUCCGCCUCCUCUCCUACUUCGUCUUGCCCCUCUUCGCCGCCGAGAUGGCCUACAAGAUCUGGUGGUACUGCGCCGGCGCCGGCCGGAUCCCGUUUCUGGGCAAUCCCGUGGCGAGCGACGUGGUGGCGUGCGUUCUUGAACUUGCCUCGUGGAUUUACCGGACGGCGACGUUCAUCCUGCUGUGCGUCUUGUUCCGGCUGAUAUGCCAGCUUCAGAUACUGCGGCUGCAGGACUUCGCGGCGGUGUUUCAGGAGGAGUCCGAGGUGGGGCUUGUGCUGGCGGAGCACCUCCGGAUCCGGCGGCAGCUGCGGGUGAUCAGCCACCGUUUCCGGGCUUUCAUCCUCUCCUGCCUCGUGCUUGUCACCGCCAGCCAGUUCGCCGCCCUGCUGCUCACCACUCGAUCGCACUCGGACGUCAACCUCUUCAACACCGGAGAACUCGCGCUAUGUUCCAUUGUACUUGUGACUGGACUGUUCAUAUGCUUAAGGAGUGCUGCUAAGAUCACACACAAGGCCCAAGCACUCACAAGCCAUGCUGCAAAGUGGCAUGUCUGUGCUACUAUUGAUUCUUUCGAUGCAGACCCUGAGACACCUGGUGAGGUUACUUUGAACCCCAACUGUGUCUUUGCAGUGAAUGGUGGUGAGGAUGAAUCAGAUGAGGAUGUCAGUGCUGAGGAUGAACUGGAAGACAUGAAGAUUUUGCCACCUCAUGCCCACACCAUUUCCUUUCAAAAGAGACAAGCUCUAGUGACAUAUUUGGAGAACAACAAAGCAGGGAUCACCAUUUUCGGUUUCACGCUGGAUAGAGCAUGGCUCUACACCAUUUUUAUGCUUGAAACGACCCUGUUCUUGUGGCUAUUGGGCAAGACAACUGGGAUUUCUUAAGGUGGAACGCCUUCUGGUUUUUUCUCCAUAAUUUUGUUCACUCUUACAUGUAGAUUCUCUCCCAUUGUAGAAAGUUUUGAGGUGUACAAAUGAAGGCAGUUGAGGAGGCAGUCAAGUAAUGUAAUGUAAUGUAAUAUAGGUGUUGCAUCGUUUGAUCAUUCAUUCAGGCGUUGAUGAAGCUGUCCACAAUACCAGCCUCCUGCUGUCCCUUGAAUCUUCCUCCUCUUUUAUUUUAUGGUGUGCGAGUUCGGGUUUGGCAGAUUAUCUGUGAUUGUAUCUUGUUUUAUUUUUUUAGACAGCCUCCUGCUGUCUUGCGAAUCUUCUUCUUUUAUUUACUGUGUGCAGGUUGGGGUUUGGCAGCUUA